Messenger RNA from Notechis scutatus (mainland tiger snake), 1099 nucleotides. RefSeq names its product transmembrane p24 trafficking protein 6 (gene TMED6). The record is from RefSeq and is a predicted model, not a curated record. NCBI's taxonomy places the organism in Eukaryota, Metazoa, Chordata, Lepidosauria, Squamata, Elapidae.
GGAGACUCGGCCCAGGACUGGAGCCAAUGGUGCCUCUCCACUCUGGACAUGGCACCCUUAGAAGGAAGGCCUUUUCACUCUGGCAGCUGCACAGCUUCCCAAGGGGGCCCUUUCGCCCCGCCCCGGGUUGCUCGCCUGAGCUAGCAGGCACAGGGCAGCCAAGUGUUGGGCAGGAGCAGCUCAGUUAAUGAUUAGCUCAGCCAGCUGCGAGGUUGAGUUCCUCCACGGCCAGCUGGCAUCCAUUUGCCAACAUGCUUGCCCUGUCCCAGAUGGUGGGGCUCCUGGGUUUGCUUCAGGGGCUUAAUCUCGCCCACUGCCAAGAGUGGAAGCAGCCAGGGGGGCCCCACAAGCAGCUUCUCCCCCCCAAGAGGGACCAGUAUGACUUUGCCAUUGUCAUCGCUGCAGGUGGUAUCGAAUGCCUCUGGCAGUUUGCAUACCGAAAUGGCUCCUUCUUCUUCAGCUAUGAGGUGCAGAAGACUUUAGGCCUUGGCCACGACAGGCACAUCCUGGCAACUGUGAAUGAUCCCAGUGGCUUCCACCUCGGCACUUCCCAGGAUGUGCGGGGACAGAUCAACUUCCCGGUUCAGGAGACAGGCUUCUACCAGCUGUGCCUGAGUAAUCGAUACAACCAUUUUGGAACUGUGCAAGUGUAUCUCAACUUCGGGGUCUUCUAUGAAGGCUUUGAUCUAGAAACUGAGCGCCAGAGGACGGAACUCAAUGGCACUCUGGAAGCAAUUGAGAAGAGUACUACCAAGCUGAUGGCCAAUGUCUUCCACAUGCGGUAUUACUACAACUUUGCUCGAAUGAGGUCAAGGACAGACUUCAACCUUCUCCAGUCCAACUAUACCUACAUGAACUGGUGGUCAGCAGCUCAGAGUGUUGCCAUUGUGCUCUCUGGCAUCUUUCAGCUCUGUUUCCUCAAGAGCCUCUUUGCUAUGCAGCCCAGCAACAAGCCCAAAUGCUGAAGCUUCAGUAGGAUGCAACGCAAAGCCCCAAAGCAGCUGGGCCCCACCUCUGGCUAUAAAGCCAAGGAGUGAGUAAUUUGUAGCAUUUUCAAGGCUGAAAUUUGUUAAUAGGAUAAUAAAUCCAAGAAAUUCUC